AUGCAAGGAAAAAAAGAUGAUUUUUUAAAUAAGUAUAAAAUACUUGUUCUUGGGGCGGGUGGGCUUGGAUGCGAGAUUUUAAAGAAUUUAGUUUUCUCUGGUUUUAAGCAUAUUUCAGUUAUUGACAUGGAUACUAUAGAUUUAUCUAAUUUAAACAGACAAUUUUUAUUUAGGUUUUCAGAUAUUGGAAAAUCAAAAGCAAUAUGUGCAGCAGAAUAUAUUAUGAAACGUAUGAAAGGAGUUUAUAUAACUCCAUAUCAUUGUAAAAUUCAGGAUAAAGAUGAAUCAUUUUAUAUGCAAUUUAAUAUUAUUAUUUCUGGACUUGAUAAUAUAGAAGGGCGAAGAUGGAUAAACUCUAUACUUGUUAAUAUGGUAGAUCCAGAGUCUCCAGAAUCUUUAAAACCAUUUAUAGAUGGUGCAACUGAAGGACUCAAAGGACAAGUACGUGUUAUAUUACCAACAAUUACUUCAUGUUAUGAAUGUUCUCUUGAUAUGUAUGGAAAAAAUACAACGUACCCUAUUUGUACUAUUAUUAAUACACCACGUUUACCAGAACAUUGUAUUCAAUGGGCAUUAAUUAUUGAAUGGCCUAGAAUAUUUCCUAACAAAUUAAUUGAUAAUGAUAAUCCUGAACACAUUAAAUGGAUCUAUGAAACGGCUAAAAAUAGGGCGAAUAAAUUUAAUAUUACAGGAGUAACAUUUUUUUUUACUCAAGGUGUUGUAAAAAACAUUAUUCCAGCUGUUGCAAGUUCGAAUGCAAUUAUAGCAGGAUUAUGCUGUAAUGAAGUAUUUAAAAUUGCGACUAUAUGUAACUCAUAUAUUGAUAAUUAUAUGAUGUAUACAGGAACUGAUUCUAUCUAUACUUAUACAUUUCAAUAUGAAAAAAAACCCGAUUGCCCAGUAUGCGGAUAUUUACCUACAAUCUAUGAAGUUAGUUCUAAGAUAACAUUAAAUGAGUUUAUUGAAGAACUUAUUAAAAGUCCAAACAUACAUAUAACAAAACCUUCAUUAAGGACAGCAUCAAAAAGUCUCUAUUUACAGGCGCCUUUAUGCUUAAAAGAGAUAACAAGACCUAAUUUAAACAAACUCUUAGAAGAAUUAGUUAACAAUGGUGAAGAAAUUUCGAUAACGGAUCCAGAUUUGCCUUUUACUCUGAACUUUAAAUUAAAAUAUAUUUAA
Messenger RNA from Pneumocystis jirovecii RU7, 1179 nucleotides. Its product is annotated as NEDD8-activating protein UBA3. Gene Ontology annotation, molecular function: NEDD8 activating enzyme activity. Bases 1 to 1179 code for a protein of 392 amino acids. The record is from RefSeq and is a predicted model, not a curated record. Gene Ontology annotation, biological process: protein neddylation. NCBI's taxonomy places the organism in Eukaryota, Fungi, Ascomycota, Pneumocystomycetes, Pneumocystales, Pneumocystaceae. Gene Ontology annotation, cellular component: cytoplasm; nucleus. The transcript is spliced from 7 exons.